Messenger RNA from Salvia miltiorrhiza (redroot sage), 3959 nucleotides. Its product is annotated as wax ester synthase/diacylglycerol acyltransferase 11-like. Gene Ontology annotation, molecular function: diacylglycerol O-acyltransferase activity; long-chain-alcohol O-fatty-acyltransferase activity. Gene Ontology annotation, biological process: triglyceride biosynthetic process. NCBI's taxonomy places the organism in Eukaryota, Viridiplantae, Streptophyta, Magnoliopsida, Lamiales, Lamiaceae. The coding region runs from base 100 to 1614 and encodes 504 amino acids. The transcript has 9 exons. The record is from RefSeq and is a predicted model, not a curated record. Gene Ontology annotation, cellular component: plasma membrane.
UAGUCAGAACAAAUUCGAAUACUAGUCGUGGACGCUAUCUAGCUAUUUAUAUUCGAAAUACAUAGCUAGCUAAUUUUAUAAUUUUCAUUUUCAUUAACAAUGAAAAUCUCCGACAGUAAAUCAAUGGCGAAAGAGGAGGAGGAGGAAGAAGAGGAGCCCGUGAGUCCGACUGGGCGAAUGAUGCAGGCACCAAAAUUCAAUCUCUUCAUAAUAAUAUUAAUGGGUUAUAAUACAAAAAUCGAGCCCUCAUUAUACAAGAAGUGCAUGCAGCAAACCUUGCUCAAGCACCCUCGUUUCUCCAGCACUCUCGUGGCGAGCGGCGGCAGGUUCCGGUGGAGACGGACGGCGGUGGACAUCGACAGCCACGUCUUCGUACCGGAGGUGGGCCCCGCGGCCGUGGAAUCCCCGGACGAGUUCGUGGCGGACUACGCGUCGAGCUUGUCGGAGAUUCCGAUGGACACGGCGAAGCCGCUGUGGGAGUUCCACAUUCUGAACGUGAAGACCUCGGACGCGGAGGCGGUGGUGGUGAUGAAGAUCCACCACUCGCUGGGGGACGGCGUGUCGCUCAUAGCGCUCACGCACGCCUGCUCGAGGAAGAUCCACGAUCCGGAUUCUUUGCCGGUGCUGCCGGCGUCGAACAACCCGAGAAAAGGCGGAAGCGGAGGGGCGGCGAUGCGGCUGCUCAAGGCCGUUUGGACGGUGGUUUUGAUUUUGUUUUACACCUUGGUGGAUAUGACGGCGUUUGUUGCGACGUUGUUGUUUCUGAGAGACGUGCAGACUCCGGUGAGAGCCGGACGCGGCGUUAAACUUUGUCGGAAGAGAUUUGUGCAUAGGAUCGUUAGUCUUGACGACGUUAAGCUUAUCAAGAACGCCAUGAACGUGAGCGUUAAUGAUGUUAUGAUCGGAGUCACAGAGGCCGGUCUCAGUCGUUAUCUCAACACAGCAUAUGAGGAAAAUAGAGAAAAUGGGGCAGAAAUCAACGAGAAGAGCAGUAAUUUUCUACCAAGAAAUCUAGGCAUUAGAUCAACUGUUGUCUUUAACCUCAGAUCAUCUCCAACCAUUGAGGAUUUGGCUGAGAUGAUGGAAAAAGAGGAGUUGAAUGGAAUGUGGGGGAACAUAAUAGCAAUAGUUCUUAUUCCCUUCGGUAUUGAUUUGCAAGUCGACCCCUUGACAUACAUCCGUAGAGCAAAAUCCACCAUGGAUCGAAAGAAGCUCUCACUCGCUCACAAAUGGGCGUGCGUCGUCAUGAAACUAACGACGUCAAUGUUUGGAAUCAAGGCACCAGCGCGUAUGACAAGGACUGUUUUCAGAAACACAACCUUUUCUUUCUCUAAUGUGAUGGGUCCGACAGAGGAGGUCUAUUUAUUUGGACACCACUUAAGCUACAUUGCCCCUUCUGUUUGUGGAUUUCCUCAAUCAUUGAUCUUCCAUUACCAAAGCUAUGCUGAUAAGCUUAUUAUAUCCAUCGGCGCUGAUGAAAAGCUGAUCCCAAAUCCUUAUCAACUCUGUGAUGAUUUGAUUGGGUCUCUGCAAAAUAUCAAAGAAGCUGUAAUAGAAAGAGGGCGAGAAAAAGAAAAGAAAAACGAAAGCAAUUUGGCAAAAAUCCCAAAAUAGCAUCGACUUGAUUAGGAUCCAAAUUUGAAGCUCCGCUGCAAGUUCUUGAUUUGGUGACGAGCGUAAGGUUUUACAAAUGAUAUACUCCUAGCUAGCUAUGACAUAUCGACUUGAAAGAUUAUUUAUUUAGUUAUUUCUGAGUAGAUUGAAAGCUAUAAUUGUGGCUCAAACUAAUAUUGGUGGGGUUUGAAAAGAAAAUGUAUUUUUUUAAUUAUGACAAGCAAUCAACACAAGCUGGAUCAAAAUCGAAUGAUGCCAUUUCUCGUAGUCAUAGGCAUGCUUGAGAGCCAAUUAUCUGGUUAAGCAUCUUGCAAGGAUAAUUUUGUGGGAAUUUUCUUUCUGUCAUGUUUGAAAUGAGCCCCUGCUAUUGUGAUCCGCCUUCUCAUCUUUUCUUUUCUUGCUUAUGUAAAUAUUUUUUGUUUUUGUUUUCUUUUUUUAAAUUGAUGUUAGGUGUGAAACAUUAUUAUAAGUUUUAUAACCAUUCCCAUGUGGGAUUAAUUAACCGUAAUGCAUACCAAAUUUUGCUACAAAUGUUUAUAUGUUAUCAUGUUGUAAAAGCAUAUAGUUAAGGGUUGCCCUUCCAUCCACAUAUAUACUUUCACCAAUCCAUCCAUAUAUAUACUUUCACCAACCGUUGAGAAUCAUUGAAAACAUUAUCCCCUAAUUUUGCUCUAUAUAUGAAUAAUUGCACAUGAUGUACGUUACCUUUUUCCUUUUACCUAAUACUUGUCACUUGCAAAAGAAAAACAAACCAUUAACUCCAGCUAUAUUUGAAUUCAUUAAAUGGAUUGGAUGGUUCUUGUCACGUACAUUACCAGGCAAAUUCUUUUUAGUGGUAUAUAGUUGAUGGGGUGAAUAAUUAAUAUCUCAAAAUCUAACAGUUAAUCAUCUCUAUAUAUGUUAGUCACUUAUAUAAGGUAAGCAUGUUAAUCAAAGUAGGACAUUGAUAAUCACUCGUAUUGACUUUUCCACUCGCACACGAUCUUUCACUUUUGCAUUCCCCAAUUUUUCGAUCCACCUCCACGCUUCAAUACUCUAGGGUUUCGAUUGUCCGACUAUACAGCUCGGACGUCUUUCGCCCCUCCUUUCACAGCCUCAAUAGUCUUCGAUCACCGGGACAUCUCGAUCUUCUUGAGAAACCAACUAUUGCUAGUUGUUUUACUGUUGCUCAUUACUUUUAAGUUAUUUACUUUUGUUAAUUUAUCAAUUAUGUCGAGAGUUAAUUUUUAACUCUAAUUAAUCAUUUAUUUUCGGGUAAUUUCUUUGUAUUUUAUCUUCUUCAUUUAUUGUUUAAUUAAGAGAAUUAUUAUGGUAAUUUUCGGAUAUCAAAAAGUAUGGAGAAGAAGGAACAAAUCAUCGAAGCCUUGAUCAACCAUAUUUUUAAGAAUGUUGGUUAUGUGCUUAACCAACAAGCAAACUUUGGUUUCAAGAAAACUCCAGCUGCCAUGAUUUUUCACCAUGUUUUCAACCUUUAUUUUCUUACCCACCAAGCAUAGAUUCAUCUAUAAAAAGGGGCGAAGACUAUUGCAUUCAUCACUAGUUCAUACAACCCAAAACACAAGUGAUGAGUCACAAGAUUGUGAAGCUACAUUCCAACAUCAACCUCAACAUCUAGUUUAUCACAUCUUGAAUGGGAGACUAGUGUGUCUAGCAUACCUUGAGUGAGAAACUCGUAUGUCUAGGGUUAGCUGAUAAUUAGUUAUUAUAUAUACCCAUUAGCUUCACUAAAAGUCUAGUUGUUGCUAGCAUUAUUGAUAAGAUUAGAAUGAUUUUUUUUUGUUUUUGAUAAAUUACAUAAGUAAAUAAAGAAAUUUAAAGACCGUGCGACGGAUGACUUGAACCCAAGAUCUCAGGUCUUAGGCAUUAACCUCCUACCGUUAGGCCAACGCACGCACAUUAGAAUGGAUUUCUUUUCUUAUUACUACUCAAUAAAAGGGAUUAUAUUGAAUGUUUUCGUGUAAUUCAUUGUAAAAGGAAUUUUUAUAAUGGAUUCACAACUGCAAUUAAUAAACAUUGCAGUAUAAAAUUAUUCCAUUAUGUGUACUUUAAUUUUCAGUUGCUUUACUGCUUUUCAUAUGGUAUUGUUGGGUUGAUUGUUCAAUCAUUCUAUCUAAUAUUUUUGGGUUUGCGAAAGCAACAAAACUUUCAAAUUCACUAAUUUAACCGUCGGGGGUCCUACCAUCGCACACUUGAUCGAUCUCAUUGAUUUUCUUCAGAGGGAUUUAACAUUGCUCGUGAUCUCAAGUUGUUAGUGCCCGUUAAUCCAAACGUGACUGACGUCACUUUUGUAAUUGUUGAAUUCAUUUCCAACAGUUAUUAUAUAUAAAAAUUAUAUCAUUCUUAUA